AUGAAGCUUAUCGCAACCCUCGCGCUAGGCGUGACAGCUUCCACAGCCGUGUUGGGGGCUGUGCUACCGCAGCAAGAACCAUUAACAGAACACAGCGUUCACCACGGGCAAGAACUUUAUUUGAUCGAGCUUGCUCCUUACGAGACAAGAUGGGUGACAGAGGAAGAGAAAUGGGAUCUAAAAUUGGAUGGUGUAAACUUCAUCGAUAUCACCGCUGAGCGAAACACUGGCUUCUACCCCACACUGAACGCCGGCAGCUAUGUCCACUACCCGGUGCAGAUGGAACACUCGGAAGAGGUUGCCCCACUCCUCCGCAAUCUGUCCAAGGAUAACAUGGAGAAGAAUCUGGAGCAUUUCACUUCCUUCCAUACUCGUUACUAUCGGUCAGCGACCGGCGUCGAGUCAGCGACGUGGCUUUACAACCAGGUCCUUGAUGUGAUCAAGGAGACGGACGCCUCAAAGCAUGGCGCGACCGUGGAACAGUUUUCCCACCCCUGGGGUCAAUUCAGUAUCAUCGCCCGAGUUCCAGGGCAGACAAACAAGACCGUUGUAUUGGGUGCUCAUCAGGACAGCAUCAAUCUGUUCCUCCCGUCGAUUCUGGCGGCGCCUGGUGCGGAUGAUGAUGGAAGUGGUACCGUUACGAUUCUUGAAGGCUUGCGGGGUCUGCUGCAGUCAGACACCGUUGCCCAGGGUAAAGCCCCAAACACAGUGGAGUUCCACUGGUACUCGGCGGAGGAAGGUGGUAUGCUAGGCUCCCAGGCUAUUUUCUCCCAGUACAAGAAGGAUAAGCGGGAUGUCAAGGCCAUGCUCCAGCAGGAUAUGACUGGAUACAUCCAGGGGUCGUUUGAUGCGGGCCGCAAGGAAGCCAUCGGAACCAUGGUCGACUACGUCGAUCGGGGGCUGACGCAAUUCCUGAAGGAUGUCAUUAAAGAGUACUGCAAGAUCGGACAUAUUGAGACUAAGUGCGGCUAUGCUUGUUCUGACCACACAUCGGCGAGCAAGUACGGGUACCCUUCUGCAAUGGCAACUGAGUCUGAGAUGGAGAACAGCAACAAGAAGAUUCAUACCACCGAUGAUCGAGUCAAGUAUCUGAGUUUCGAUCACAUGCUGGAGCAUGCGAGGUUGACCAGAGCUACUCUAGCGACCAAAAAGCUACUCGAAGCUGUCGACAAGGGGUCGUUCGACAAGAGUGAUUCUACCCCUGUCACCAUCGCCGACUUUGCUGCCCAAGCAUUAAUCAUCGCCGCUAUUCAUCAUGCCUUCCCUGAUGACGUGUUUGUUGGUGAGGAAAGCGCGAGUGCCCUGCGAUCCGACCCCGCCCUCCUCGAGCGAACGUGGGAGCUGGUCGCUUCUACUCGAUUGACCGACGAGGAAAGCGAUGCGCAGCUCUAUACUCCCAAGACGAAGGAGGAAAUGUUGGAUAUCAUCGAUUUGGGGGCCCAGGGUACAUGCGGCUCGCAGAAUCGUGCCUGGGUGUUGGAUCCAGUGGAUGGGACGGCGACCUUCAUUCAAGGGCAGCAGUACGCCGUCUGCCUGUGUCUGCUGGAAAAUGGACGCCAGAAGGUUGGUGUUCUGGGCUGCCCAAACAUGAAUCUGGAGAAGGGAUACAUCCACGAGGAUAUUGUAGAUCGAGAAGGUUAUGGGCAUCAGGUAUUCGCCGUUGCUGGUCACGGCGCGUACAUGAGAAAGAUGGACACGGGCGCUCUCCUCCCUGCCCACAAGCUCGAGCCUAAACCUGCCAUCACAGACCCCAAGGACCUUGUCUUUGUCGAUUGUGCGGGUGGAUCAUCGGAUAUCAACGUACAUGCCCGCCUUGCAUCUCACCUGGGCGCCCCUUGGCCGCCUAAGACAGACCUCUGGGCGACCCAGUUGCGAUACAUCGCGGUUGCGGUUGGAGGGUGCAAUGCUUCCAUGAAGAUCCCACGCAAGGCUUCUUAUCGGUCAAAGAUCUGGGACCAUGCGGGCGGGAUGUUGAUUGUCGAAGAGGUUGGCUGCAUUGUCAGCGACCUUGCUGGUCGUCCGGUUGACUGCAGCCUCGGGCGCACUUUGGCGGGAUGUCACGGGAUGAUUGUUGCGCCUUCGUCUAUCCACCAACGGUUUGUGGACGCUGUGCAACAGAUCAUGUAA
Messenger RNA from Aspergillus aculeatinus CBS 121060, 2127 nucleotides. Its product is annotated as Zn-dependent exopeptidase. Bases 1 to 2127 code for a protein of 708 amino acids. Lineage: Eukaryota; Fungi; Ascomycota; Eurotiomycetes; Eurotiales; Aspergillaceae. The transcript is spliced from 4 exons. Gene Ontology annotation, biological process: sulfate assimilation. Gene Ontology annotation, molecular function: 3'(2'),5'-bisphosphate nucleotidase activity. The record is from RefSeq and is a predicted model, not a curated record.